Molecule: messenger RNA, 1032 nt
Organism: Williopsis jadinii
Lineage: Eukaryota; Fungi; Ascomycota; Saccharomycetes; Phaffomycetales; Wickerhamomycetaceae
Product: MINDY family deubiquitinase
Exons: 1
Coding region: 1-1032 (343 amino acids)
Biological process (GO): protein K48-linked deubiquitination
Cellular component (GO): cytosol; cell periphery
Molecular function (GO): cysteine-type deubiquitinase activity; cysteine-type carboxypeptidase activity; K48-linked deubiquitinase activity
Source: RefSeq, a predicted model, not a curated record
AUGUCAUUUGAAGUUAAGUCGAUCUAUUUCCACGGUAAACGGUCCAUCCUCUCGCAGUCCGUCAAUGGACCAUGUGCCCUGUUGGCAAUUGUGAAUACCAUUCUACUGCAAACUACCGAUCAGAGUCCUGCUGAACAUCACCAAUUGGUUGCACUCGUUAACAGUGGUGAACGUACGGUUGCUCUGGAAUCUAUACAGCCGAUUCUUUACUCAUUGGCUGUGAAUAAUCUACAGCAACGAGGAGCCACUCCUGAGGAGACACAGGCCAUCUUGAACUUGUUACCUUCUCUCAAUGAAGGGUUGAACGUUGAUCCGCACUUUGCUGGUGGAUUCACUCCGAGUGUGGAGGUGUCUGUGUUUGACGUUUUCGGGCUAAAGAUUGUCCAUGGCUGGAUAAUUGACCCACAGUCUCCGGAAUAUGCCAACGUUAUCAAGCAUAACUCCUAUGAAGAGGCGCAGGGUGUGUUGGUUGAAGCCUAUGAGAAACAGCAGGCUGGUGAGACGCAAGGCGAGAUAAUUGAAGACUCUGAGGCUUUGAAACGGUUCAUGGCUCACACAGCGACGCAACUGACCGAUUAUGGUCUAGGAGUGCUAAAGAGAUCCCUAUUGGACGAGGAAAUCUGUGUUUUCUUCAGAAACAACCACUUCAACACCAUCAUCAAACAUGAACUGGAUGUUUACCAGCUCGUGACUGACCAAGGCUUUUUGAAGAAGAGAGAUUUCGUCUGGGAAAGUCUACUCAGUGUUAACGGUUCUAUAAACUCUUUCUUCACAGGUAACUUCCAGCCUCUUGUCGAAGGUGAAACCGUUGAGGAUGAAGAUGAAGAUGAAGCACUGGCCAGACAAAUGCAAGAAGAAGAAGACCAAAGAGUAGCAAAGGCUCUACAAAAACGUUAUGAAGGUAACAAGAGAACCACAGCUGGUAAUGGAACUAACGAUUCUGCUAACGCAGCAGCAGCACGUGGAUCCCAGUCUAAUAAUGUAUCAUCCUCAGAGGGCCAAUCAUCCUCAAAGUGCUGUGUUAUCAUGUAA